CGCCCUCAGCUCCAGCUUCGCCCACUCCCCGACCCGGACGGGCUGGGCGCGGGGAAGGCCUGCGGGAGCCAUGGAGGACGAGGUGGUCCGUAUUGCCAAGAAGAUGGACAAGAUGGUGCAGAAGAAGAACGCGGCUGGAGCAUUGGAUUUACUGAAGGAGCUUAAGAAUAUUCCCAUGACCCUGGAAUUAUUACAGUCCACAAGAAUUGGAAUGUCAGUAAAUGCUAUUCGCAAGCAGAGUACAGAUGAAGAAGUUACAUCUUUAGCAAAGUCUCUCAUCAAAUCCUGGAAAAAAUUGUUAGAUGGACCAUCAACAGAUAAAGACCCCGAAGAAAAGAAAAAAGAUACUGCAAUUACAUCACAGAAUAGCCCUGAAGCAAGAGAAGAAAGUAGUUCCAGUGGCAAUGUAAGCAGCAGAAAGGAUGAGACAAAUGCUCGAGAUACUUAUGUUUCAUCUUUUCCUCGGGCACCAAGCACUUCUGAUUCUGUGCGAUUAAAGUGUAGAGAGAUGCUUGCCGCAGCUCUCCGAACGGGAGAUGACUACGUCGCUAUUGGAGCUGAUGAGGAAGAAUUAGGAUCUCAGAUUGAGGAAGCUAUAUAUCAAGAAAUAAGGAAUACAGACAUGAAAUACAAAAAUAGAGUACGAAGUAGGAUAUCAAAUCUUAAAGAUGCUAAGAAUCCAAAUUUAAGGAAAAAUGUGCUGUGUGGAAACAUUCCUCCUGACUUAUUCGCUAGAAUGACAGCAGAGGAAAUGGCUAGUGAUGAACUCAAAGAGAUGCGGAAAAACUUGACCAAAGAAGCCAUUAGAGAGCAUCAGAUGGCCAAGACGGGUGGAACCCAGACUGACUUAUUCACAUGUGGCAAAUGUAAAAAGAAGAAUUGUACUUACACACAGGUACAAACUCGUAGUGCUGAUGAACCAAUGACAACGUUUGUUGUCUGCAAUGAAUGUGGAAAUCGAUGGAAGUUCUGUUGAGUUGGAAGAAAUGGCAAAAUGUCUGGACCAUUAAAAAAUGGAUUUUGUAAUUAGCUUUAAAACUAGGCCAAAAAAUAAAAAAAUAAAAAAAAAUAAAUAAAAUAAAACUAGGCCAAACAUCUAGUUUUCCUGCAAAUCAGAUUUUUAAAGUAACAUACAUCCCUUGGGUUAGUCUUGGUUUUGACAUAGCAUUCCUUCCUAUUAAAUGCCUUCUGUAGUUUCAGAUCAGUAGGGAGACCACAUAAUUAUAUCUGUUUCAGAACAUUUUUUUUUUCAUUUUUAUAGUAAGUCAAUGUUAAACUUUUGUCAAUUAGACUUUUGGCAAUUUAUUUUUACCUUUUUUUUUUCUUUUAAAAGGAAAAUAUACCUUAACUUUUUUACAGUCCAAAACAUAUGCAGUAGUAAUAUUGUUCUUCUCAGUUAAUACAUAAAUGGAAAUUACUUUUUUUUCCCCCAUAUUGGCACGUACCUACAAAUUGUAAAGGAGGAGAAAAGGUAACUUAAGUUUAUUAAGUGUGGUGUGUAUUCAGAUAAUACUUGACCAGCUUAUCUAAAUUGUACAUAAUAUUUGAACUAGCCUAUGAGAUUGAUCUUAAUUAUUAUGUUCACAAGUCUGGGAUAAUUAGAUAUUAUUUUACAUUUGUAACUAACCAUGAUAAUCAUUUCUUGUAAUUUCUUGUACAUGUUUAUGACUUGUUCUUAAUAGAUUUUACUUUUGGAAACAUGACUUUGUUGAAAUGAGUUUGGUUUUGUUGUUUAUUUACCUGUUUGAUUUUGUAGUGUAUUUUAGUUUUGCAGAACACUGUUGUAGUUUACUAGAUUUUUCAUACAUCCCAGCAUAGGCAAUGAAUGAAAACCUGUGACUAUUUUUCCCCCUCAUGGGAAGUCAUACCUGGGAAGAAAAUGUUAGCAUUUUAGUAUAGUAGUUACUGCGAACAGUUCAUGACUUGAUUUUGAUUUGGAAAUGUUUACUGACCAAGGAUUAAGUUUAAGGACUAUAUAAAUCAUUAGCGCUGUGGUCUUUCCAUAUGGAGGUUGAUAGAAAAUAUUUUUUUGAGUCGAAUUUGCUUUUUCUGUUACACAAUGAAUGAGGUGGUUCAACAAACUGAGUAUAUGGGCUAUAACGCAAUUGGGUUUACAGUACAAAUUUUAUAAUUAAAUUUUCUUUUUUACAUGUGUACCAUUUGUUUUGUUAGGAAUAAGAAGAAAUGAUUUUCACAUAGGUUCCUUAGGGUACACUUGCACAUCUUAAAGGCCACUUUUACGAAGCCCACAUUUUAUCAUGCUAAAUCUAUGUUCUGUCAGACUCCUAUAGGAAAACUUAAGUACAUGCUUUGCACUCCUCUUUGCUACCUUUUCCCACUUUUUUUUUAAUGCAAAUCAAUUCGAUAUAAUACAGAAAGCAACAUUAAGGUUCAUGUUAGGACCCCUUAUAUGAACAUUGGUCCACUGGUACCAUCCUGUAUCUACUUUGUCAGUUCACAGAUUAACCUUUAUCACUUGAAAAAUAAAGUGCAUUUUUGGAAGAAUCAAAGUAAAAUAGUCCCACUUUUAAAUUAAGUGAUCCAUUUUUAAAUUUGUAAUUCAAUAAAGUUUGUUAUUAAAGAUG
This is a messenger RNA of Nyctereutes procyonoides (raccoon dog), 2585 nucleotides long. RefSeq names its product transcription elongation factor A1 (gene TCEA1). Bases 71 to 976 code for a protein of 301 amino acids. Gene Ontology annotation, molecular function: nucleic acid binding; zinc ion binding. Gene Ontology annotation, biological process: DNA-templated transcription; positive regulation of transcription by RNA polymerase II; transcription elongation by RNA polymerase II. The record is from RefSeq and is a predicted model, not a curated record. NCBI's taxonomy places the organism in Eukaryota, Metazoa, Chordata, Mammalia, Carnivora, Canidae. The transcript has 10 exons. Gene Ontology annotation, cellular component: nucleus.